UAAGAAAUACAAAGAACCAACAUGGAGUUCAAAGCUCGUCUCUGCCUUGUCUUCUUGCUCUCAUUCGCUCUUGUCAGCUCAGCUCGAAUCAUGUUUGAUUCAGUUCCAGGAAUACAAGGUAAUAGGAUUGUGAUAAACGACUAUCCUGAUGCCGGUCCUAAUCCUAGUCAUAGUCCAUUUGUGUUGUCGUCGCUGCUACCACCACCACAAUUUGAACCUGUUGAAGUUUCAGGAAUACAAGGUAAUAGGAUUGUGAUAAACGACUAUCCUGAUGCCGGUCCUAAUCCUAGUCAUAGUCCAAUAAUACCGUCGGCGCUGCUAUCACCACCACAAUUUGAAGCUUUUGACGCUUUAACGAAGCCCUAAACAAAUCUGUUUGUUGAAAUGGAACAUGUUGCUAGCAACAUCAGCAAGAAAGCUUAAAUAAAUAACUACU
This is a messenger RNA of Cucurbita maxima (winter squash), 436 nucleotides long. RefSeq lists its product as uncharacterized. The record is from RefSeq and is a predicted model, not a curated record. Lineage: Eukaryota; Viridiplantae; Streptophyta; Magnoliopsida; Cucurbitales; Cucurbitaceae. The coding region runs from base 22 to 366 and encodes 114 amino acids. The transcript is spliced from 3 exons.